AUGCUUAUUUUCAAUCCGCAGGAAUAUGAAGUAGAACCAUACCCCAUACAAAACCUUACAUCUGAAAUUCUGAGCUAUCUUCAGCCUCUUCCUGAAGGCCGCCGGUCUGGCUUUUCUGAGAAGUCCAUAUUGAUGAAGAAGCUUCCAACGGAGAUAAUUGAGCACAUCUGCCUCCAUCUCCACCCGUUUGCUGGCCCUGGGGUGGCAUGCACCUACGAAUUAUCACCAAAUAUCUGGCGUGAUCUUCUAUUCCGUCAACAGCUUCUUCCAUGGCUCUGGGAUCUAGAUCCAGCCAUCCUCGAAAGUCAGCCAUUACAACAUAGUAACAGCCAACCUUCAUACUCUAAAGAUGACUUCUGGGACUGGGAGCAACUCGUCCGGAAGCUUGCUCAAGUGGAGGCCUUCGAGCCAGGAAAUUCGUUAGAAAAUGCUCCACUACGCAUAAGAAAUCGAAAAAGGAUAUGGAGGCUGUUAGAUGAAGGCAGACGUUUUCAUAUAGAGGAUUGGAGAUGGGAUGGAAAGUACCAGAAAGAGCUUGACCUGUUUACGAACGUUGCGAGGCAUCCGGUUUGA
This is a messenger RNA of Trichophyton benhamiae CBS 112371, 573 nucleotides long. RefSeq lists its product as uncharacterized. The transcript has a single exon. Lineage: Eukaryota; Fungi; Ascomycota; Eurotiomycetes; Onygenales; Arthrodermataceae. The record is from RefSeq and is a predicted model, not a curated record. The coding region runs from base 1 to 573 and encodes 190 amino acids.